UAAAAUGAUCAUACAUCUAAAUUGCAAAAUUCAAAGUUACAUGACUGUAUGCUCAAAAAGAUAGUGUUGGAAUUUGGAAUGAACUAGUAGGAUUGUGAUUUGUAAUUAUAUUUUGUGGAUAUAGGAAAGGAGAUAUAUUUAAUAAAGUGCAGCUGUUGUGUGCAGUGGGAUAAUUAGUGUAAAGUAUGGAAUUAAUGUUGUCUGCCUUGGAGUGCACAGACUGGCAGGGUAAGGCGGUAGCAGAUGGCGUUGAUUUUUACCCAAAAGAGAACGAUCCUUGCUUGCACUGUCGCUGUGAAAAGGGCUAUUCUACGAUGUGUAAAACAGUUUCAUGUGCCCCACCAAACUGUCCAAAUUGGAAAGCAAUUGCUGGAUUUUGUUGUAGGUUUGAGUGUUUGGACAAGAAUGGAGUAGCUACAAAACCAGAGAACAGUACAGGACCACCCUCACACAAUGGCGAUGUCUCAGGAACACCAACAGACAACACAGUAACUGAUCUGGGUUUGAGACUUGUGGCUAGCACAGUGACCACGUUUCUGAUCCUGGCACUGUUGUUGUUUCUGAUACACCGGUUCAGGCAGAGGAGGCUACUCAUGACUCUAAGAAGGUAUAGUCGGAGACGAGAACAACUGGAUGACCUAGAUAGCAUAAGUUAUUCGCCUGACUUCUAUCAUGUCCAGUGUCCUCCAUAUGAGGACCCACCACCUCCAUACACCCCACCUAAACCUCUGCCUGGAGAGCAACCACCUCCAUAUGAGUUAAUAGAUGGUAACCCAGGGGAACAAGGGAAUGAGGGGCAGCAAGGGAGCGAUAUCACUUCACCUAACUUUGAUCAAAAUUGCAAUAAUGUACUAAAUGGAAAUAAUGCAGGCAGGGAUAUAAAUAUUGAAGGAAUAUCACAUGCUGCUAAUGGAAGUAAUUCAUCAAGCGCUGGAAAUAAUGGAAACAUUGGUAAUAGUAGUGGAAGGAUAAAUGCAAAUAGUAAUGUUAUAACAAAUGGAAAUAAUAGUGCUGGAAUAAAUGGAUGUGUAAGAAUACAAAAUGAUGUAAGUCAUCUCACUAGGGAUAAUGACUGUCGAAUAGAAAAUAGCUCCCUACAGCAGAGGUCUAGAAAUAUGCAAACUUUGGAGCCAUCAAAUGUUGAAAAUCGGAAUUUAACAAGUGUUCAUUUUAAAAAUAAUCCUAUUGGACAAUCGAGUAUAACAAUGGGUGUGCAGAAUAGAAACAGAAAUAAUCGCAAUAGAUAUUCCGAUGGAAAUUUUAAUCUAAGUCCCAGUCGGAAUGUUUCAAAUAGAAAUAUGCCAGUAGCUUUUAAUGAAAAUACUGCAGCUUUAAAUUUAGAACUACAGAAUACUGUUAGAAAUUUUAGAAAUAGAAAUAUUCAGAUGACUAAUUCUAAUAGGCAUAGUGUUCCCAAUACUGGUGAUAUAUCAUCUAGUACGACAGAUAUUGGUGAGUCAACAACUUCAGCAGAGUCAUUAUCAAGUAGUCCAGAAUCACCACACUUUGAUGCUGAACCAAGAAACCUUGAUAGAUUAGCAGGCGAUAUAUUGGCAGAUGAUGCUAAUUCUACAGUGAAAAGAUUUUUAGAUCGUCAGUUUGGGCCAGUGCCAAAGAACCGACGCUAUCCAACUACAAUGUCGCAGUCUUGGACUAGUGCUCAAGUAUCACCGCCUGGCCAAAGUUUCCGACAGAGUAUUUCAUUAGGAUCAUUCCCUCCAAAACCAGAAUCUCAGACAGUUCAAAAAAGUUCCAGUAUGAUGUCUGCUGCAAAUGUUGGCGGACAGAAUUUAUCAAGGUCAAAAUCAGAACAUUUAAAAACAAAUGGUAGUUUAAUCAAUCAGCCAUAUAAAGGUGUAACCAAAAGCCCGUCUCGAAACAUGCCACACGCAGGGCAUGCAGUGAGGGUUGCCUAUAAAGAAGCAGAUGAGCUUUGCCGCAAACAUUUGCAUAAGAGAAAUUCAUGCGAUUCAAAUUUCCGCUCGACAAAUUCUAGUCAAGAUGAUGCCAUAGAUUCUAAUGCUAGCGUGCAUUCUGGUCAAGUAGGAACUGAGUCAUCGAGACUAACAGCAGCCAUAUUGGAUCCUGGAGACAUUAUUGUGACCAGAAGACAAGAUGAGUUGCGCAAAUUGAGACUAAGUCACUUGCUAAAUAAACAAACUUUCUCUUUAGAUUCAACAAGUGUGGAUUGUUCUAAUCAUACUUGUAAUCCUAGACAGUUACAAAGGUCUUUGAGUGAGAAUUCUGUGAACUCUAUGAGUGUUUGCUCAGAGACUGGCGAGAAAAAUGGUGCUGAUGUUGCCAUUAGCAAUGAUGCACCAUACCCGACAAACUCUUACAAAAACUUUCUUCAGUCUUGUCUGAUAAAUAGGUCAGACUCUGCAGACGGUACACCGAGUCAACAGUUGCCAUCCAAUAAACACUUGCCUCUUAAUCAACCCUUGCCACCAGAUCAGCAGUUGCCUUUGAGGCAAAAUAACAUAGAGGCAAGAGACCAGGCAGCAUAUUCCUCAACAGGUGAAAUAUCCAGUUGUAAGUCCACACCUAAGAAAGAUAGUGCUAAAAUGGAGACAAGAAGAAAAUUGCCAGAUAUUUCAAUGAUGCAUAGCUGGCAUGGCGGACAGAUGGACUCGUGUGAUGACAAUGUUUCUGUUGGAAGGUUCAGUAUGAACACUUUAGGGAGAAAUGUUGAUAGAAACUUUGAAAAGAAAACUUACUUGGAUAAAGAUGUUUCAAACAUGUUUUUUCCAUAUUAUAAACCAAGCAAUUCAGUAGUUGAAAUAGACAAAAACUGUGUUCCAAGUAGUGAAAUGAGAGCCUGUGCAUCACAGUUAUAUAAUUACGAAACUGAAGAAUUGCAAGGAAAGAAAGACAAAAAGAAGAAUUUAUUUAAGAGGCAUUCUGCAGGCUGUAUGCCCAUGCCUGUCCCCGAACCCAAAACACACUCCCCACGUGCUAUACAGAAACAAUAUCAGCGUUUAAAAAGUUCAAAAACACAUGACAGGCAGCAUGUGCAAAGAGUUUCAGAGAAUAGUGCUAAAGAUCAUUCAAGGAAAAGGGUAUCGAGUAGAGAGAGAAAAUCAAGUAAAAAAUUGCUUCAUUUUGGGUGGGAAAAUUCUCCUAAAGUGACAGAUUUAACUCCACCUCAUCUUUUACAAUCUCAUGUAGCAACUGAAAGGCCUACUUCAUUAAACAUAUAUAGAAAUGAACAUACUGAAAGGCCAGACUUGAUUAAUACUCGCAGUUCAGGGAAAAGUGAAAGAAAAAGGUCAAAAUCUCUCGGGAGAGGAGACAUGGUGAAUUCUGCUUCACGUAGUUCUAGUCAAGGCUCACAGUCAAGGAAAAAGAAGCGGCAGUCAAUACCAGCACAAGACCCUUUUCACCAGGAAUUGGAACACGUUCUCCAUCAGCAGAAAUCACCAGUCAAGUCUACCAUGUCACAAUCAAGAUGUCAGCCAAAUGGCCUCGAUAGAAAUCGUGCAAUAACACAAGUUUAAAACACAUGUUAACUUUACUACCUGUUUGAAUUUUUAUGCCCCCGAAGGGAGGCAUAUAGUUUUUGAACCGUCUGUCAGUCUGUCGGUCCGUCGGUCUGUCGGUCCGCAAUUUUCGUGUCCCGUCCAUAUCUUUGUCAUCGAUGGAUGGAUUUUCAAAUAACUUGGCAUGAAUGUGUACCACAGUAAGACGACGUGUCGCGCGCAAGACCCAGGUCCGUAGCUCAAAGGUCAAGGUCACACUUAGACGUUAAAGGUCAUUUUUCAUGAUAGUGCAUUGAUAGGCGUGUCCGGUCCAUAUCUUUGUCAUUCAUGCAUGGAUUUUAAAAUAUCUGCGCAUGAAUGUGUGACACAGUAAGACGACGUGUCGCACGCAAGACCCAGUUCCGUAGGUCAAAGGUCCUAAACUCUAACAUCGGCCAUAACUAUAUAUUCAUUCAAAGUGUCAUCGGGGGCAUGUGUCAUCCUAUGGAGACAGCUCUUGUUUAAUAUGUUUUACCUAUGAAUCUUGUAUUUUACAUUGUAAAUUUUGUAACAUGUGUUGUAUUUUGCUCAUUAAUUAAAGGGGCUUGCCUUCAGAUGUUGAUCAAAAUUGUAGAAACAGUUAAUAGAAAUGAUAUGUACAAUAGAGUUGCAAUAAAACUUGUAGUUCCUACAUAUACAGUAGUUUUUGCUGGAUCACUGUGAAAAUAGAAUGAUUUAAAAAAACAACCACAGUUUUUUUUUUCCUUAAUGCAUGUUAGAAUAAUUCAUGUACACUUUCUGGAUGACAGUUUUGAAUAAAAUAGCAGUUCUUGCACCAACACUUGAUGUGUAAUUAAAACUAUAAAUCAGUAUUUCUCGGUAAUUAUGACUUUGAUAAAAAACACAGCUAAAUUUCUUCUUUUUCAUGCCCCAUUGCUAUUGCAUGACAAACGAAUUGAUGAUUGGAGCAUCUGGGCUCACUCAAGCAGUUCAUUUAGUCUCUUCCGGUUUUCCUAAUAUCUUCUAUGUUUGAAUUGUUCAAAACUACCCUUGAUUACUCAAGCAUUUUCCUCAUUCUGUUUUGACCUUGUGCACUCAGUGCUAUACUGUACACACUGUCUGGAACAUACGCAAUUACUGUACUUUUUCAUGCACCCUGCACUAUAUUCCCUGCACUAUAUUAAUGCAAACAGCUUCUAAAUUAAAAAAUAAUUAUUAUUUGAUUUAAAAUCUGGAGGCAUGCCCCUUUAGCAUUAUCUUUCAUGAAGCUCACAGCUGCCAGAGUUUUUACACAUAAUAGUAGUUUAGGCUUUAAACAUCAAUAAUAUUCUUGGUAAUAUAGCAUUAAUUGUUUAGUCUGUUAUAGUUCAAGAGUAGUUUUGUCGGGUAAUGCUGGUUUUCUAUCAAAUGUAUGCUGAGUGUGCUGUAUUGUGAAAUCUGCUCGACUUUAGUUAUUUAGAGAAAUGAAAUAAUGUUGAAACUUGAUUAUGUUAUAUAUUUUACAUUGUAAUUAUUUCUUUUUAUUGCAAAAGUCCCAUUUGUUUUACGUUUACUGUUGUAUAUCAUUACCUCGUGGCAAAAAGUGGGUAAGUUUUCUUUGUACCAGUGCAUAUAUUCAUUUUUGCAUCGAGGUGAUUUUAUUAUUUUGGCUGUAAUAACUGUGACAUACAAACAGUGAAUUGUUGCAUAAUAACACAUGAUUUUCUGUAUUCUUUGUUUAACAGGAAAUCAAAUCAAGUCAUGUUAGAAUGUUGGAUAUAACUUCAGCUUGAAUUACCUCAUCAGAGAAUAUAAGUUAUUCUAAUAUGGCUGUCUCUGUUAAAACACACUUAGCUAGAACGACGUCAUGUUAACGUGCGGUGACGUCAGAGUUUUUGUUGCGACCAAGAAAGAGCGCUACUAUAUUUUAUCUACUGUUUUAGAUUAAGGGCAUAUUAGAAUUGAAAUAAUUCAUAGCAAAGGCAUGUUUUAGCACCAUUUAUACACUCUGGCGGUAAUAUGUCGUACCAAUGCUCGAAGUAUAACCGCCCAUGGUGCAUAAAUAGUGUUAAAACACUCUUUUGCUAUGAAUUAUUUCUUAAGUAAUUUAGUAAGUAAGUAAAUAAAUAUUUUAAUAUAGUGACAUGUGCAUUUGCUUAUACAACAAAAUAAAUGAAUAUGAAUAUUAAACAGCACCCAGCCCAGUGGGCCUAUAUGUCACCUACAGGAAAAUGGUAAAUUAUGACAUUGUAUAGACAAUGAAUUAUAUGAGUGAAAUGGUAUGACAGAUGGAAAUAGCUAUAUAAAAUGGUUAUACGAGGGCUGUUCAAAAAUAACAUAGACUUUUGCUGCCGGAUGUUGCUUAUUGUGUAAAUGAUAAUGUGAAAUAUAUCGUUGUUAUUCGGAAUCUUUCUGUAAUGUGGUCAUAUAUUUUUUGUAACAUUUUUUCUGUUAGGCGAAGCGUGUCGAACGUUUUUAUUACCAUAGCUACGCAUAACGGCGCAGUCGCUUUUUGAUCUGUCAUGAUUUGAAUUCAAUCGCUAAUGUUCGUACUAAUAGUACACUUGCUUGUCCAAAAAUAUGCCAAAGAGCAGUAAAUCGUCAGGGCGACAUGUACCUAGAGUAUGGCGACAUUCUGAUGUGGGAGACGGAAGAAAACAGCGUUUGAACUAACUGAGUAUUACUGUUAAUAAUGCAUGUGAUGUCGUCAUCGACUAACAUGGAUGGUAAAACAGUUGCUUAGUUAUGGCGAGGAACAACUGAAAAUCAUAAUUUAAUGAAGCAGACACCACAACAAUGUUCAGUCAUCUGUGUCUUUAUCUUAAAGUGGUACAAACGAUUCUCAAAUGGUCCAGAAUUGCUUAAAAUAGUAAAGAUUGAGGGAGAAAACGGAAAAAACUGCGAAUGGACGUUAACAACAAUGUAUGACGCCGUAGAUAAAGACUAAGUACUCACAUUGAGUACUCUGUCUGAGAUGCGUGUCGUAAGUGUUCAUACAUUUUUAGCAUUCUAACCAAAUAACUUCUUAUGACUUAAGUAUUGCUCAUUAAAAUUUAUAAAAUAAAUUUAUAAAUAUGAAGUAAUGUAAACUUAAUGAAAGCAUCACAAUGAAGGCGCGACAUCGUUAACAUCGUGAAUAUGAUCGCCGUGGUCCGUGUAAGUGACUGUUUUCGAGGAAGCGUAACUUCUGAAUGCAUGAUCAUAAUCACGUCAAAUUUGCAGUGCAGUUAGUAGAAAGACUGCAUCAUGAUGGUAUAUUUCUUGUUUUGCUUUAUUAAAGUUUAUAAAAGCUAGAGAAAAAGUCUACGUUAUUUUUGAAGAGCCCUCGUACAAAGUAAAUACUGUGAAAUCAUUAUUCAUGGGGGAUUAAUUUUCGUGGAUGAGCUCAACCACGAAUUUAAGUCCCAACGAACAAAUUGUGCCCACUAUAAUUUAAAUAGUAAACAAACUCUCAAAACAAGACACCAUAGCCGUUCAAUCUGAUUCGUAGUUGUAUGCAUGCGGCAGUACUAACCUGCAGCUUUCGUGUAGGUUAUUGAGGCUCCAUCAACGAUAAACAUAGGUAUGCGUGGAAACAAAACUGACUAUUUAAUUUAGAAAUGUACCAAUGGUUUGUUUAUGACAUGCUUUUCAAAGUAAAAGUAGAUAGUAAAAAUAGAAGUUUGACAUAGCGUCAUGCACCAGCCGGACUAUAAUACGGCUGUUAUUUGAUUUUUUUUCGGCCUCGCUAUGCAAUGUUUAUACACUAGCCGUUAUUUUUACUGACCUGAAGUAAAAUACUACGACUUUGGAACUAUUAAAUAUCAUAAAUUAAUUGCUAGAUUUGCGUCCUAUGCAUAAAUACUUAAUUCACAUUACACGUAUCUCGGCAGGAAAUAACACAUGCACAAUUUCAACAGCAUGUAAUUUUAGAUGCAGACGUGCCAUUCAUUUUGAAAAAAAAAAUCGGACCAGUUUAUAAUAGUUUAUGAAGGAUUACUACUAGUACUACAGAUUAAAAACAACAUUAUUUAAAUCUAUUAUAGUUUGUUUUAAUUUGCAGUAUAAUAACUAGUUUUUGUUGAAAACACGGUCAAAUGAUCAACGAUCAACUUUAUAUUUGUUUCGAUUAUGAAUGCUAAUUGUGCAAGCUACUAUGGUUUUGACACUUUUUAAUUGGCACCGACUUUUCUUACUGAAUAUUUCACAGUUUUAAAAUGUUUUGCAAAUUAGGGAUCACAUAAUUAUAGAUAACGCGGUCAUUAAUUGGCACAUGAUCACUCACUAAUCUCCUGCUGCAUAGAUUGCAAAUUCAGUAACCAUGGUAGCGCUGUCUGACACGUGUAGGUUUCACAUGUAAGGAACCCAAGCAUCUGUAGAUCUAUUCCUGUAGAAAUUAUGUUUUUUUUUAUUUUUAUUUUAUUUAAUUUUUUUUACAAAAAAUGAAAAUCAACGAAUUUAUGCCCCCACGAAACAGCCGUUUUGGCCAGAACCACGAAAUUUUGUGCCGACGAAUUUUUUUUUACAAAAAAUGAAAAUCCACGAAUUUAUGCCCCCACGAAACAGCUGUUUUGGCCAGAACCACGGAAUUUCGUGCCGAUGAAAAUAAAUGAUUUCACAGUAUACAGAGUUUCAAACAAUACCAAUUGUAAAGAAUAAAUUUGAGUAUUCAGUCAGACUGUGUUAGAUUAUAAUUUGUUAAAGAUUUUGUUGUAUUACAGCUAAAUUUUAUUAUAAGUAGUUUACAUAAUUUUAUCAGAUAUUUUUUUUUUGUAAAGAUUAUUUUUUUUUAGAUUUUAACAACUUACAUUGUAGCUAAGAUGAUUUUAUGAAGAAAUUCUUGUUAACUCUUAUUCAAUAAUUGAUGUUGGGUUAUAACUUGGUAACUUAUUAAUAUAAAGUAAAAACUUGAAAGUCAAGAUCAGAAAGAACAGGAAACAUGAUCAGAAUCUUGGUGAUUUAAGUAUAAAACUAGUAAUACAUUGUAAUUGUUUGGGUAUUAACAUUGUAAGAAUUUAUUAUUUGGUAACAGAUGUAAUUUUUUGUAUGGCUUUAUAAAACAGUAACUUGGUAUGGUUAUAUGGUGAUAUUAUAAUAGAUAUUAGAGAGUUUUUUUCACUUUAAGAAGUAGGGCUGUGGAUCGUCGGACAAGUGGCAAUCCGAUCCGAUUCGCGAGUUGGGGCUGGCGAUUCACAGUUCGAACCACAAAUCACCAGCAACAACUUCUUUAAUGAUACAAAACUGCAAGACUGUUAUAGAAGUACCGUUUCUUUAUGGAAUCUAAACUUUGCAGUUCUCAUGGUGCUCAGUUUAACAAUUAUGACUUAUGUUUAAUGUUUUACUCAUUAAUUAAAGCCAGGUUUAGCGGGUGGACUUGUGUAAUGUUCGGCCAUUCUUGCAGAUGAACGCUAUGAUGUCGGUGAUUAAUAUCACAAUAUUUAGUAACAGUUUCGCAUUUUUUGAUAAGAAAACUUUAUUUGCUGGAAAGAAAUUUUGUAUUUAACUUUUUAUUAAAUUUAAUUUCUUAAAUGAUAAAUGUUUAUUCACUGUUUUGACAGAUUUCAUAUUAAUUUUAGUUUGAAUAUAAGACCGAUGCUAACUCUACCCAAGACAUUUGUUUACAUCUGGUUUAGAAUCUGACAACGCUUAAUCAUCUUAGAUGUGCAAGAAAAUUCAUUGAAGACGUUCAGUAUGGCUUUUAUUUAGUUUUAUUGAUAGAAUUUUAAAUAUUGCAUGUAUUAAUGAAAAAGAUCGGAUCCAACGAAUUUGACAAUGACGAAUAUCAGUACUCGAACUUUUGAUCAAAUUCGUGGAUAUCAGAGUACUGGGAUACUCGUUACAGCCCUAUUAAGAAGGUUAAAGUUUAAGUAAAUUUAAUGUGUUUUUAGUCCCCUACUGGUGGAAAACAGGAGGUGACUGUAGGAAUGCCCUCCGACUCCGUCCAUCUCUCCGCAAAUCUAGAUUCUGCAAUUACUCGAAAAGGUAUUCAAGAUAGGUUCAUAAAACUUGGUAUGGGCAAUAUAUAGAUAAAAUUAUGCACCUACAUGAUUUAUGGUUGUAAGUCAAAGGUCAAGGUCACUAUUGAAGGUUAAGUAAAAAUUGUUUCUGCUCCAUAACUUAUAUGCAUUGAUGGAUUAUCUUUUUUUUUAAUGCUACACACAAAAUGUCAACAGGUCUAUAUUUGUCAGUUAAAGGUCAAGGUCACUGUUUAAGGUCAAGUAAAAACCUGUUUCUGCUCCAUUACUUAUAAUUCAUUGAAGGAUUUUUUUAUUACUACAUAGAAAUGUUCCCCAUGAUUAAACUGUGUCACGCACAUGACCCAUGGUUGUCGGUCAAAGGUCAAGGUCACUAUCGAAGGUCAAGUAAAAUUAUUUCUGCUCCGUAACUUUUAUGUGCAUUUAUGGAUUAGCUUAGUACUGCACACAAAUGUUCCCCAUGAGGAGACAAUGUGCUAUGCGCAUGAUCUAUGCUUGUAGGUCAAGUUCACUAUGGAAAUUUAAGUAAAAAUAUUUUUUUUUUCUUUAACAUCUCCUAAAUGCCCCGAAGCAUUUUCAGCCCUAACACUUGCCAACAACCACAAGGGAUUAAUAAAGUUUUCCAGCAGUAGGGGACUUCUGUAUUGCCAUUGCAAUACUCUGUCACCUGUUUUUCAAGAUAUGUUAAAGUGUCUAUCACUGCUUUCUGUUGGUUAAGAAAAUAUUAAGGUGUAGACACUUGGUACUUAUACUCAUACUUGUCUUAUCUGAACUUCAGAUCAGCAUCAUUGGUUAAAUGUUGAAGUAUGCUGAAAAAAAAAAAUGAUGAAGGAGACUAAAUUUCAGCAGCUUAUUAAUCCAUUGGUUGUGUAUUGCUCACUGAUAUUAUUUAUUUAUUGAUCAUUCUUUAAAUUGUGUAUUGUAUGUAAAUAAUAUUUAUAUGAUAGUUCAACAAAAGUUCAGUAUAUUGUAAUUUAUUUUAGGGCUGAUGUGAUGAAAAUUACACCAGUGUUGCCAUACUUGUUUAUAGCAAUGUUUUUGUUGCAGUUAAUGUUAUGGUUUGUAAAUGUUAGGAAAAUAUCUACCAAAUGGUAAUGUAUCUUGUGCAAAAUUAGUUAAUGAUAUUUUACAGUUUCUUAUUUCUUUCGAAGUGUUGUUUUGUUAUAAUUUAAAGUUGCCAUGGUGGUAAUAGUAAAAUAUUUUGAUAGAUAUACUGUCAUUUUAAAUGUUUUAAUUUAGGAGUAUUGUAUUGGUGACUAUUAUCCUUUUGUGGCAUAACCUUUUAUUAUUGGCAUGAUUAUUUUUUUGUGUGAUUUUAAUUUUUUUAGUAUUUUUGUUUCUAGUGUUUCUCACUCGAAGAGUAGACACUGUUGUUCUGACUUGGAGGGGAAACACUGUUGUUUCUGAAUUGAAGAGGAAACACUGUGACUGUUGUUUCUGACUUGGAGGGGAAACACUGUUGUUUCUGAAUUGAAGAGGAAACACUGUGACUGUUGUUUCUGACUUGGAGGGGAAACACUGUUGUUUCUGAAUUGAAGAGGAAACACUGUGACUGUUGUUUCUGACUUAAAGGGGAAACACUGUGACUGUUGUUUCUGACUUAAAGGGGAAACACUGUCGUUUCUGAAUUGAAGAGGAAACACUGUAACUGUUGUUUCUGCCUUAGAGGGGAAACACCGUUGUUUCUGACUUUAAGAGGAAACACUGUGACUGUUGUUUCUGCCUUAGAGGGGAAACACCGUUGUUUCUGACUUUAAGAGGAAACACUGUGACUGUUGUUUCUGACUUUAAGAGGAAACACUGUAACUGUUGUUUCUGCCUUAGAGGGGAAACACCGUUGUUUCUGAAUUGAAGAGGAAACAAAGUUGUUUCUGGAUGGAAGAGGAAACACUAUUAUUUCUGACUCGGAAGGGAAAAACUGUUCUUUUUGAUAGGAAUGGAAUCACUUUAGCAUCUGACUAGAAGACAAAACAGUGUUGUUUCUGACUCAAAGGGGAAACACUGCUGAUUCUGAGUAGAAAAGGAAAGGAAACAGAAUGUUAAAAUAUUUUUGAGAGGAUUAGUUUUACAGGGUUCUGUUUUCAUGUUAUCAGUCCAAGUUUAAGGUAUCAUGUUGAAUGAUGCGUAAUAUUACUUAUGCCACUCCAGUCCUUUCACUGCUCACUGUAACAGAAAGUUAUUUAUGUUUCUGAUCAAAACCAGUUCAUAACCUGUAAAAAUGAGCUUCACUGAUAUGCAAACUACAGGCGUAUGAGUGGAAGCUUUCUUUAUUUCAGACUUGUUGCAAAUUUUGACCCACCACUUUACAGCAGAAAUUAGUUAUAGUAUCUAAAUCAACUUUUCUUCGGAUUCAACUGAUAAUUUGGCACUGUUAGAAAUGUUUUUGUUUGGAUGCAAUUGCUAUUGAAUAGAUAAGAUUCGUUUUCAGAUAGCUUUUUAAUGAUAAUGUACCAGUACGAGAUAAUUUGUAUUAAUUUAAAAGUAUUAAGACAUUUUUAACCAUCUUCAUUUCUUACCAUCUCCAAGAGACAAGUCUGUAUCAGACAUUUACUGUAGCUGUACUAUCUUAUAGUCAUGUAUCCAAUUGUUGGGUGUUUAACACUGGAUUUUAUGUGUUAAUUACUUGUUUUUGCAUUUAUGUAACAAUGUGUCAAAUUCACUAAUAAAUAUUAUUUUAUUUCGAAAUUGUU
Molecule: messenger RNA, 12081 nt
Organism: Mercenaria mercenaria
Lineage: Eukaryota; Metazoa; Mollusca; Bivalvia; Venerida; Veneridae
Product: probable WRKY transcription factor protein 1
Exons: 4
Coding region: 186-3497 (1103 amino acids)
Cellular component (GO): membrane
Source: RefSeq, a predicted model, not a curated record